Messenger RNA from Lolium perenne, 842 nucleotides. NCBI's taxonomy places the organism in Eukaryota, Viridiplantae, Streptophyta, Magnoliopsida, Poales, Poaceae. The record is from RefSeq and is a predicted model, not a curated record.
UAUUCUUAAGCUAGACCGGAGAACCGCUGGCAGCUCGUUCCCCACCGUCGGACGGAGCAGCCAUCGCCGGCGCCUCGUCGCGCCGCCGGCUCUGUCCCCCGGCGGCGUCGGACGAACUGCGGCGCUGCACGUCAACCACGGCUCCAGCACUUGUUUCGUCCGCACGCAUUGUACCCACCGCAGGAAAGUCCGCCGCAAGCAGAUCCGCCGCCCACGACGACCGGGAUUUGUUCCGCGCACCAAUUGGUAUAGCUUGGUACGAAAUAGUCCUCAAUGUCUGGUCGUAGCGGGUACACCGGCGAGGGUGGGGAUUCGAUCAUGUCGUGGCCACGUUCUACUUCUCCUACCUCGUCGGAAGUGCAGUUAGCCAGGCAAGCCGAUGAUCCAUGGUACAUUGCAUACCAAGAUGAAUCAACCCAGUGGUGUAGCCAGAGGAUGGAUUUGGAGGAGAAGGUGGCCAAUUUAGGUGAUGAAUUGGCCCGUAAAAACCUGAUGAUAUUCGAGCUGAAGCGUAUUGUGGAGGAAGAAAAGAAGAAUUCAGAGCUUAUUCGCAAGGAGAAGUUGAGAGUUGAGACAGAUCUUGCCAUAUUUGAUCAAGUGGUAGAAAAUCUAGAACAUGAACUUAAAGUGAUGGGAGAGGAGAAAAGUAGAUUCAUCUGUGCAGUUUUAUUAGGUGUCAUCCCUGUCCUAGCAGUUAUGUGGUUCUGGUAGACGAUUUAGUAUAGAAUUGUUAUUCAGUAGAUGGCUCUAACCACUGUAUUUUGUUGUGGCUCUAAGCACUGUAUUUUGGUGUACAAUUUCCUACUUGUGCUAAGUAAUGCGCACGAUAAUUUUAGAAUGCA